ACGUGACGGUAUCACGUGGCAUAGGUCUCGUGAAGUGUUGUUGCUUUUUGACAACCGAGGCAGCAGUGUUCAGUCAUGACGGAGUUCUGGUUGAUCUCGGCUCCUGGAGAGAAAACCUGCCAGCAGACGUGGGACAAGCUGAUGGUGGCCACCACUCGCACCAACAACCUGUCCACUAACAACAAGUUCAACAUCCCGGACCUCAAGGUCGGGACGUUAGAUGUUUUAGUCGGACUCUCCGACGAGCUGGCCAAGUUGGACUCUUUUGUGGAGAGUGUGGUGAAGAAGGUAGCGCAGUACAUGGCCGACGUCCUCGAGGACAGCCGGGAUAAAGUUCAAGAGAACCUGCUGGCAAACGGAGUGGAUCUGAUCACCUACAUCACAAGGUUCCAGUGGGACAUGGCGAAAUACCCCAUAAAGCAAUCUUUAAAGAACAUUUCAGAAAUCAUAUCUAAGCAAAUCACACAGAUUGAUAACGAUUUAAAGGCUCGAGCUUCAGCCUACAACAACCUGAAGGGAAACCUGCAGAACCUGGAGAGGAAGAACGCAGGGAGCCUGCUGACCCGCAGCCUGGCCGAUAUCGUAAAGAAAGAGGACUUUGUGCUCGACUCAGAGUACCUCAUCACUCUGUUGGUGGUGGUACCAAAGAUAAAUUACGCAGACUGGCAGAAGACGUACGAGACCCUGGCGGAAAUGGUGGUGCCGCGGUCCACACAUUUGCUGUUUGAGGAUCAGGACAGCGGGCUGUUCAGCGUCACACUGUUCCGCAAAGCCAUCGACGACUUCAGGCACAAAGCCAGAGAGAACAAAUUCGUAGUACGAGAUUUCCAGUACAACGAGGAGGAAAUGAAGGCAGAUAAAGAGGAGAUGACAAGGCUCUCUACCGAUAAGAAGAAGCAGUUUGGUCCUCUGGUGCGAUGGCUGAAAGUGAACUUCAGUGAAGCCUUCAUCGCGUGGAUCCACAUCAAGGCUCUGAGGGUGUUUGUUGAGUCUGUGUUAAGGUACGGCUUACCUGUGAAUUUCCAGGCCAUGCUGCUGCAGCCGAAUAAGAAGAACAUGAAGAGGCUGAGGGAAGUGCUGUAUGAGCUCUAUAAGCAUUUGGACAGCAGUGCUGCUGCGAUUAUUGAUCAAUCUACAAUGGACAUUCCCGGGCUGAAUCUGAGCCAGCAGGAGUAUUACCCCUACGUCUACUACAAAAUCGACUGCAACAUGCUCGACUUCAAAUAAUCCACAAAAAUAAUCCAGCACUGUGCGUCAGCACAUCCCACAGCUCUGUUGUUCAUUCCUAGUGAAGAAGUGUGAGAUGAUGUUUCAUUGAGUUGCUAUAUUUAUCCUUCCACCCCUCCCUCCCUCUCUCUCUCUCUCCCUCCCUCUCUCUCUCUCUCUCUCUCUCUCUCUCGUGUUCAUUCCUGUUCUGAGAUCCUCUUUGCUCAGUUGCUCACUCCGGAGUGUGUGACCACCUUCCCCAUCGUGUUUACAGGAUUUUUUUUUUAAACUAAUAUCUCUCUGUAUUUAUAAGUGAAUGGAUCAGAUCUGUAUCUAUAUAUUAAAAAAUAAGCAAUUGUGUGUUUUAAUAUGAUUCCAUUGUAGGUUAGUGCUUUGUGUUUUGUUCCUUUUCAGAGUCACUAAUGGAUAUUUUGUUGUGUGAGGACGCUGGUGUCUUUACCGUCUCUGUAGCAGUAGUUCCACACUGAGGAAUGAACUGUGUUACAAAUGAUACAAUACUGGACAGUGUGUUGUGUACAAGUAUAUGUGAAAUAUCUUGUGUUCUAGCCCUUGCAUUUGUGCGUUAAUUUUAAACUCGUUAGCACUUUGAACACCACUUUACCAGCAGACUGGAAUAGAAUUGUAUUUAGUGUUAAAAUACCCAACAAACGCAUGGAUUUUUAUUUUAUUUUAAAUCUAAUGAAAAAAAGAAGUGACCAAGUCCAGUUUGGGUUAACUGUUGGCCACGUGUUGAUUAAUUUCCUAUAACAGCAUGGUUCUGGCAAUAAUGCAAAUUGUAAAGUUUAUAUUAACAUGUUGGUUCUGAUAUGGUAUCGUUGCUAUAGUAACAGCUCAUUUACAAGGACUUGUAUGUUGGUACUCCUUAUAAGCCUAAUAAUGAACAGAUUAAACUAUUUAACAAGGAAAA
Molecule: messenger RNA, 2134 nt
Organism: Neoarius graeffei (lesser salmon catfish)
Lineage: Eukaryota; Metazoa; Chordata; Actinopteri; Siluriformes; Ariidae
Product: V-type proton ATPase subunit C 1-A
Exons: 13
Coding region: 76-1227 (383 amino acids)
Biological process (GO): proton transmembrane transport
Cellular component (GO): lysosomal membrane; vacuolar proton-transporting V-type ATPase, V1 domain
Molecular function (GO): proton-transporting ATPase activity, rotational mechanism
Source: RefSeq, a predicted model, not a curated record